CAACUGGAGAUGUUUCUUUUUACUACAUUGGGAGCAGUGGUACACGUCAAGUCACUUUCACUUUACAUCUGUGCCGCGAAAUGUUUCAAAAAGUGGUGGGGACAAUACUGACCCUGGCAAAAAAUGGUGGGAACACGUCCUACCUGUCCCACCUACAAAUUACGCCUAUGCAUGUUGCCCAGAUCAGCCCUCUGUUACAUUGAAUACAGCUGUACAUGUGGUCUCAUGACGUACAUUCAUCUUCGUAGAACUGACUGCGCAAGUAUUAGAUGGUUUCCUGUGGUUUAAUGUGUAACUUCCUAAUUCACCUAUUGCGUGAGUCUCGUCUCUUUUCUAACUCUUGCUGUAAUGGAGUUGAUCAUCUUUAUUGCUUUUCUUCUCCUUAUGGAGGUUCAGUCUUACAAAUCUCCUGCUCUAAAAGUAUCUCCAGAUGUCAUAAGUUCACUUCAGAAACCCAUAAUCAGUUAUAAUAGCGAUGAUGUCCAGCCCAUCAUAUCAUGUGAAAUAUCACUUCCAGUCAGAGCUGAUUUCACCUGUAGUCUCUACACUGAGGAUGAUCUUCUGCACUCUCAGAAGAGACAGUCUGGAGAACGUCUUUGUAUGUUUUAUGUAACUCCUGGUGAACUCUUGACACGAAUAGUGAACAGACAGCUGAGCUGUGAUUAUUCACUCAACACUGAACCUGAGAUCAGAUCACCGCGCAGUGAAACAUACACCAUCAGAGCAGGAAAAUCAAGUCUUACAGUCAUGACAACAGCCAUGACAACCUACUCACUUUCCAAGUCAAACCUGCCAACCAGCACAACAAAGGAAACCACAUAUCUUACUCAGGCCAAGUUAACAGCAUCUGCUUCAGUUAUUAAGGAAACAGACACAGUUCAGCUGAGCUGUGAGAAUACUGAAGAUCUGAAGAUAGAGAUGUGUUACUUUAACAUAAAUGGAAGAGACAGUAACUCAAAACUGAACUCAUCAUGUCAGCUCUCUCUCAAUGGAUCUGAAAUCAGUAUUUGGUCAGGAGGUCAGAGUUCAUCUGUGAGAAUAACCUGCUUCUACACUGUGAAGAAGUCACAAGUUCUCGUACCAUCUCCUCACUCUGAUCCAGUGACAGUGACAGUCCAAACACCAGAUGCACAUCAUGUUACGACAGCCAAGAAAACCUCUUUACCUUUAUUGUCCACUUCUGAAACAUACAGUUCAGCUGUAGUAGACAGCCAUUCCAAGUCAAACCUGCCAACCACAUCAGAGGAAACCAUAUUUUCAACACCAGCUACCAAUGCACAUGUGACAACAGCCAUGACAACCUACUCACUUUCCAAGUCAAACCUGCCAACCAGCACAACGAAGGAAACCACAUUUUCAACAACGUCCACACAAAAAACGUCACAAAGGGACACAAAAAUAUCAAUAAUGGCUGCUGUUUCCACUACUAAAACCCCAGAAUCCACCAGAACUGACACAUGGUUUAUAGCUCUGGUUUCAACUGGUGCUGGUGUCAUUUUGACUGGACUCAUCUGUCUGUGCUGCUUUGCAUGUAAAAAAAGAAGACGAAAAAACAAUAAAAUGAGAUCAAUAAGAUCAGAUGUGCCCAGUCAAGAAAUUGGUAUGAGUUCUGGACCUGCAGAGACAUAUUCUCUGAUCACUUCUGUACCAGCCACAUCUCAGCCCAUAUCUGUGGGCCUCGAACACCCAGAUUCCCAUCAGGACAACACACCAGAUCCCACAGCAACUUACUCUUUCGUUAUGUCUGAUAAUUCAAUGUACCAGCCCUCAGAUGUUUUGGUCAAUAAACAACAGAAAGAGGAAAAUACAAAGGAAAAUGAGAAUGUUUACCACCUGUACUGCACGAUUCCUGACAAACCAGUUCACUCAAACGCAGCAGAUCAAGUCUACAGUUUGGUGAAGAUGCAAUGAUGAGUCUCUGUUGUUUCAUUAUGUACAGUAUAUCCAUUAUAAAGUUUCUUUACUUGAAGCAAAA
This is a messenger RNA of Ctenopharyngodon idella (grass carp), 1975 nucleotides long. RefSeq lists its product as uncharacterized. The transcript is spliced from 20 exons. The record is from RefSeq and is a predicted model, not a curated record. Lineage: Eukaryota; Metazoa; Chordata; Actinopteri; Cypriniformes; Xenocyprididae. Bases 349 to 1911 code for a protein of 520 amino acids.